AUGGCAGCCAACUACUGGGCAUCCACGCAGCGGCGACACUGGCUUUUCUCUAGGGAGAAGUUGGCAGAUAUCCGGGAAGCAUUAUGGGAGAAGGAUAAAGUGGCCCAUUCGCAGUUCCCGCUGCCCGAUCAGCGGCUAUUGAACAUCUACUUCAACCAGCAGCUCAUUAAACUUGGCAAGCGCAUGUCCACCAGACAGCAGGCCAUUGCUACGGCACAGGUGUAUCUCAAGAGAUUCUAUACCAAAAAUGAGAUUCGGCAGACAAGCCCGUAUCUGGUGCUCACCACAGCUUUCUAUCUCGCCUGCAAGAUGGAAGAGUGUCCACAGCAUAUCCGUUUUGUGGUCGGCGAAGCGCGCGGUCUGUGGCCAGAAUUCAUUACCCCGGAUGUUGCAAAGCUCGGAGAAUGUGAAUUCGCCCUGAUAUCUGAAAUGAGCUCGCAACUUAUCGUCCAUCAUCCCUAUCGGACUUUGUCUGAACUUGAGACUGAACUAUCACUCGCCACAGAAGAAGUCGCUCUUGCCUGGUCGGUGAUCAACGACCACUAUCUGACUGAUCUACCACUUUUGCAUCCUCCUCAUGUCAUUGCGAUUAUGGCGAUCUUCCUUGCCGUUGUCUUCAAGCCCGCUCACCCAGUUACUUACCCCGUAACCGCGCAAUCGGCUUUAUCGGGCAGCCUCAUGAGCGAAGGGAGUGGGUUGCAGAUGCUGGCCGCUUUGUCGGACAAGACCGGAUCCGGCCCUCCUCCCAAGAUUCAAAAGCUCAUUGGUUGGCUCGCAGAAAGCGAAGUCGAUAUCAAAGCUGUUAUUGAGUGUACACAAGAGCUGGUCUCUUUGUACGAGGUGUGGGAGCAGUAUAGCGAGAAGAACUGCAAGGAGCUGCUUGGGCGGAUGGUCAAGAGCAAGAACUUAGACAAGUGA
Penicillium bovifimosum is the source of this 918-nucleotide messenger RNA. It is a transcript of the gene ssn8, whose product is annotated as cyclin-dependent protein serine/threonine kinase regulator SSN8. The transcript has 3 exons. The record is from RefSeq and is a predicted model, not a curated record. The coding region runs from base 1 to 918 and encodes 305 amino acids. NCBI's taxonomy places the organism in Eukaryota, Fungi, Ascomycota, Eurotiomycetes, Eurotiales, Aspergillaceae. Gene Ontology annotation, molecular function: cyclin-dependent protein serine/threonine kinase regulator activity. Gene Ontology annotation, cellular component: mediator complex; nucleus. Gene Ontology annotation, biological process: positive regulation of transcription by RNA polymerase II.